AUGAGUCAACCUGAAAAGGCUCCAACAAGGGGCCAUUCAAAGAACAAGUCAUCGGUUUCGCGCUCUUCGCGACCGAGAUCUUCUACGAAAGGCCCCCUCGACGUAGACGAUGAUCCGUUAAGCUCACCACCAACUCCAACACCCGAACGUCUCCAAGCUCAACUACCCCGGCGCUCCAUAUCCCAAUCCCGUCAAUCAGCCAGCUCUCCCAUCCCCCAAGUAGGCGAAUCUCUCCCCAAGGACUUCUCAUUCCUCCUCCGUCCAGAAAUCUACCAUCCCCUCACACCACUCAACGUGCCCAUUGCCUUCCGCAACUCCGCCAAGCAGCCAGAUCCUACUGCGCCGCUGGAACAACUCCUUGCGAAUGGCCACUUUCGCGCAGCAGCCAUCGCGGCUGUCCAAGAACUAACUGGCUCCGGGGCCCAAGGAGCCGUAGACCCAACCGACUCCCAGCGCAUAUUCACGCUUUUGUACACCCGUCUCGUCUGCCUGACGCUCAUUGACGCCACCCCGCUGGCAGCCCAGGAAGUGAAAGCGCUGGAAGAUUUGAGCAACACACGCACAUAUGUCGAUGACAAGACGGGCGAGCACCUGGUCCCCUGGGAGCUACGAGUGCUCAAUGUGCGGCUACAAGCUCUUGGAUUUGGAGACCCUCGCCGAGCAGUCAUGAGCUACCACGACUUGGCGAGAGACGCACGCGAGCACAUUGGUAAAGCCGCGGCGCGACAUGACGAUUCUGCAGUUGAGGUUUGGAAAGCCCGUCUCUACGAGUUGGGGGUCAAGGUUGCGGGCGCGCUCAUCGACAUGGACGACCUCUCCGGCGCGGCAUGCCAUCUAAAGAGCCUAAGAGAUAGGGGCGAUGGCAAGAUUGCGCUAUCAAAAGCCCUGCUGUGGCUGCACCUGGGCGAUGCGGAUGAGGCGAGAGAGUGCGCGAGCCAAUGCUCCAAGGGCGCUGCUGAGACGGAGAAGCUCAUCUUGGCGUUGUGUGACAUGGCGGAUGGUGACUAUGACUCUGCGUUGAAGAAGUGGGAGGAUAUGAGGGGCGAUUUGCCAGAGGACGAAAUGGUUGGUGUGAACACGGCGGUUUGUCUGUUAUAUCUCGGCAGAAUGCAAGAGGGCCGCGAUAUCCUCGAAAGCCUCAUCGAGUCUGGUUUCUCAUCACACACCCUCCUCUUUAACCUGUCGACCAUGUACGAACUAUGCACCGAGAAGCACCGCAAUCUCAAGGUGAAGCUCGCAGAGCGGGUGGCAGGAAUGGACGAGUCACCCUCCGGAUGGGAAAAGCUAAACGCCGACUUUAAACUAUAG
Pochonia chlamydosporia 170 is the source of this 1308-nucleotide messenger RNA. RefSeq names its product tetratricopeptide-like helical. Gene Ontology annotation, molecular function: protein binding. The transcript has 4 exons. NCBI's taxonomy places the organism in Eukaryota, Fungi, Ascomycota, Sordariomycetes, Hypocreales, Clavicipitaceae. The record is from RefSeq and is a predicted model, not a curated record. Gene Ontology annotation, cellular component: TRAPP complex; Golgi apparatus. Bases 1 to 1308 code for a protein of 435 amino acids.